AUGGUUGGCGGCUUAACGAAUGAAGAGUUAUGGAUUCUAGUCAGACGGUUUGACAAGCAAGUAUUCCAUGUCAAGUCGAUUCCCGAAGCACCGCUGGCAUCUCUUGACCUGAACAUCGCGGACGAGGAAGAGUUCUCGCCCGACAAGCUCCGCGCCCACGUUGAACGCCUGUACAUGACCGUGAUCGUCGGCGCAUUCUCGUUCUGGAAACACAUUGUCCGCAUCCGCUCGUGGCGCGAGUGGAAGCGCACCCUGACCUUUCUCUCAGUCUACACCGCCGCCUGGCUCCUCGACUUUGUCAUCCCCGUUCUCGUCAGCUUCCUCAUUGUUCUCGUGCUAGUCCCCGAAGCCCGAACCUUCUGCUUUCCUCCAGCCCCUGCGUCCCUCAUCGACAGCAAGACCGGCGGCGUCAAGAAGCCCGCGGCGGGCGUUCUCGCGUCCGACGAUUCCAUCACGGGCGCCCCCGAGAAGCACGCUGGAGAGGCGGUGGAACAGGAGGCUCACAGCUUCGUGAAUAGCAUUUCCUCGCUCGUCAUUAGCACCGCGGCGGGAAAACAUCCUCAAGGCGAUCCCCACAACGAUACCGCUGUCCCAGACCCAACUAACAUUACUGAAGAUGUCGUCAACGCCAAGGACAAGACCGGUGGUAGUAAUCCAAGCACUCACCACGACAAGACCAAGAAACCGGUCUCCGAAACGGUCUGGACCCAGGCGAGGCCCGUGAUGCACGCCAUUGCGGAUCUUGUUGAUACAUACGAACGAUUUGGAAACGCCCUCAGCCCAACGCCGCCCUUUCCCCAGCAACGGCCCCGUCUCAUCCUGGCCAGCGUGCUCCUGCCACUCCUGCUUGGAUCGCUCUUCACGACGUCUUACAUGGUCCUGAAAGGAACCGGAUUCAUCGUCGGCUUUACCUUCUUCGGCGACCCGAUUAUCCAAAGAGGCCUGGUGUUUAUCAACCGAACGUACCCCCAUUGGAAGAAAUAUGUUGAAUUGCGAAACUCCAUCCUUAAGGGUAUUCCGACCAAUGCCCAACUCACAAUCACGCUUCUGCGUAUUGGAGAGAGGAAUAAAGCGCCAUUGCCCCCGCCGCCUACUUCGACCACGCCCCCGCCUGAUCAACCUCAUGCGACCGCUGGCCAGGGACUAGAGCACCUCGGUGAUGGUCAAGGUGUCGAUCAAGCCGAGAUAGACGAGGCCAUCCAACCUGACGAGGCCGUCCUCGCACCUGCGGUAUCCGAGACAGAUGAGCAUAAACAGAAGAAGGGUCACAGGAUCAUCAACUUCAUCAAGAGCACUGCAAAGGGUGGCAUCAACACUACCCUGGCAGCAGACAAGGUCAAGGCUAAGGCAGGCGCUAAGCAUGCGAAGGACCGCUUGGGUGUGGUGAAGAAGCAGCCCGACCCUGAGAAGGGUCCGAUCAGCUUUCCGGCCCGCUACAAGGGUAAGAGAGGGCAUGCCUUCAUCACGGCCACCGCGACGACUCCGGCAUUGAGUUGGACGACAGAAUCCGACGAUGUCAACCCCGUGUGGUCCAUGGCGAUCGCCGAUAUCGAGGAAAUUCGCAAGGUUGGAGGUCUCGGCUGGAAGUCCAAGAUCUUUGUGGGAUGGGCGACUGAUCGCGAGAUCGCUGAUGGUCUCGUCAUCACCGACACCAUGGGCAAGCAACACCACCUCACCGCAAUUGUAACCCGAGAUGAGUUGUUUAACCGUCUUGUUGCUAUGGGCGCACAAAUGUGGGAGGCAUGCACAUAUCACUCUGGCAACAUGCCCAAGCGCGGAAGUUCAUCACGCGGGCGCGGAGGGAAGGCGGCCGGCGGCGCUGCUAAGCGCAAGCGCGACGCGUCUGAGGCGGAGAACGUGGCCGGUAUCCAGAAACGGAGAACCGACGCCAAGAGUAGAGAAGAAGGCGUACAAUGGGAGAAGCAAUACUACCAGGGCGUCGGCAUUGAAGACCUCGGCGGGAUAGGUUGCGGGUUUUGUGGACUGAUAACGCCAAAGAUCCCGUUCCAGGCGCCCUUCACUGGCGACGGCAACAUCGAAGUUAUGUCCGGGCUUGGAGGGCCAGGAGAUGGGAGUAUUCGACUGUGCGGGCCCCCGGACUAUUGGGACCAUGACAUGGGUGCCAUAUUCAUGGUUCCCCUCCGGCACAUCGAGCAGAUAUUCGUCCUCCCGAGCCUCUCUACACCCGGGGAGGAGGCACAUGAGGUCGUCAUCGUUCCCACUGGGGCUACAGGUGCAUCUUCAAUCAAACGGGAGUAUCCUCAGAUUAUAUCGUUCAAAUGGCCCGACAAGCCAGUCGACGAGGCGUUGAAAAGGAAGAAUUCUAGCAAGACGUACGAAGAGAAUGACACCUAUCUCUCUGUCCUCAAAAGGGUGUUGGACAAGGAACUGGAAUCUUUCGACAAGGCAGUCAUUGACCUGACAGCCGGGCUUGGCGAUGGCUUAGUGAUCGGGAACUCUGUUCUAUCACCACCUACAGAAUCUCACAUGAAGUCCAAGGCCAACGGUCACCUUAAUUUCCUCAACCAAGGCAUUCUCUUCACCUCUGAAACGCAGCGUGUUUACAUGACGUUUCCAUCGUUGGACAGCGUAAUGGUGAUUCGGGCGAAGGGUGAGAAAGACAAAAUUGUCGGCCUCAAUGUCAUCUGCAGGGCCAAGGAACCCUUUUACGAUGACGGAGAGGGCGGAGCAACACUGAUCAACUUCGGACAAAUGGAUCCCUCUCUCUUGGACGACAUCAAAGGCUACUUGAAGAAGCACGAUCUCAAGAUGAUGCUCUGUGAGCAGGCCUUUUACGACUAUGAGAACAAUGUGCCGGCGACUGGGUGGAUGCCUCUGAUGGGCUGA
This is a messenger RNA of Colletotrichum karsti, 2847 nucleotides long. RefSeq lists its product as uncharacterized. NCBI's taxonomy places the organism in Eukaryota, Fungi, Ascomycota, Sordariomycetes, Glomerellales, Glomerellaceae. Bases 1 to 2847 code for a protein of 948 amino acids. The record is from RefSeq and is a predicted model, not a curated record. The transcript is spliced from 10 exons.